This is a messenger RNA of Trichoplax adhaerens, 384 nucleotides long. RefSeq lists its product as uncharacterized. The coding region runs from base 1 to 384 and encodes 127 amino acids. The record is from RefSeq and is a predicted model, not a curated record. The transcript has 3 exons. NCBI's taxonomy places the organism in Eukaryota, Metazoa, Placozoa, Uniplacotomia, Trichoplacea, Trichoplacidae.
AUGAGUGAUUUCGGAAAAUUCGAUGUAAGUCUGGAAGCUGAUGUUGAUCAGGCCCUAUCUGCAGAUGAUAAUUAUAUGUUGGAGACCUUAUUUAGAGUUUGCGAUGUACAAUCAACGGGCGAAGUCCGUAUAUCCAAGAUUAUUUCAUAUUUAAAACAGAAUGCUUUGCCUGAUACUACAGAGUCUGCGGAAGCUUUGGAAGAAUUGGCGAGACUAUUUGAUCCAGGCAAUGGAGACCCUCUCAUUGCGAAAGAUACGUACAAAAGAGUUAUACGCCGCUGGAUUUCAUCUCUUAAAUACAAAAAAAGUAAUUUCAGUUCAGAGUUUUCAGCAAAUGCAGUGGUGGGAAUUGAUCAUCAAACGGUACGCGCUGUGGUGACCUAA